AUGGCUGAAUCAUUCGAUGGGAAUGCAGUUAAGGCCGGGGUGGAUUUCGCUGUCAACUCGAGUGAGCAAGCCACUGACGACUGCUGUGGUAUGAUCGUCGUAUCGUGGGAGGCAGUUGUUCUCCUAUCGCAGAAAGAUGAAGAACAGUGGGAAUUGAUCGGAAGUCGAACCUACAAAUGGAACGGAUCCGAGGCGCUUCGUUGCAAGCACUGGGAUAAAGUCGCUGUUAGAUGGCAUUUAUCAACGUGUGAAUGGCGAGGUGGUCGGCGUUCUUGUAACGGCGGUACAAACGCCGACUUAGCCAGAGAUCCGCAGACUCACUCGGAACUUCCACGAUGGAGAAACGCCUUCACAUAUGCUCAACUUCCAAAUUCGAAUCAUGCAAUUGAAGUCCAGAAAUUUCAGAAACGCCAACACUUACGAUUAGGGUUGGAGGGCUAUGACAAGAAAAUGUUGGAAGUAAAAUUAGUGACCCCGCUGAAGAUUGACGUGGACUGGAAGUGGACAAUCGGUGAAGACGGUUGCAACAACUUUAGCGUCAGGUAG
Angiostrongylus costaricensis is the source of this 546-nucleotide messenger RNA. The record is from the annotation of a GenBank genome assembly. Lineage: Eukaryota; Metazoa; Nematoda; Chromadorea; Rhabditida; Metastrongylidae.